AUGAGGUGUGUCGCGUCGCUCGCAUCAAACCUGGUCUCCAUGGUGAUAUACCAGAGACCAGGAGCCGGGUCGACUGGAUGGGAGGAACUGGCCAUAAUUGGAAAACAGAAGCGGGGGGAGUUGCUGAGGGAAUUGCCGAAAAAACAAAGCGGAGGACCACUGGACAAAACGACGGUGCACCAGAAAAUGCUAAAAGGCGAGAAAGGAAUGUUAGAGACUGAUUUUCAUAAGAGAGGUGAAAUUAAGGGGAAUGAACCUUUAUUUGAGUUAUCCGAUUCAGAUAAUAGGUUGUUGCCAAAUGAGUCAUCUAAAGCUCAAGUGGAUGAGUUGUUGUUUGAUUCUAGUGGGAGAGAUCCUGAUUAUAAUGAUUCAUCUGAUCCCAGUAGGAGCAACCCUAAUGGAAACAAUUCUGAUCAUAAUGAUUCUUAUGAUUUGAGUAGGAGUAAUCUUGAUCAUAAUGAUUCAUCUGAUCUGAGUAGGAGAAACCCUAAUAGGAACAAUCCUGAUCAUGAUGAUUCUUAUGAUUUGAGUAGGAGUAAUCCUGAUCAUAUUAAUUCAUCUAAUCCUCAACUUUGGAAGAGUAAUAGGAAAGGUAUGCCUAAACAUCAUUAUGAGAUUGAAGGGCAUACUUAUAUCAUAUCUUCAAUUGAUGAAGAAAAGCCUAAAAACAUAGACGAAGCUCUAUCUUGUCCUUUGAGGGACAAAUGGAUAAAUGUAAUGGAAGAAGAAAUUGAUUCAAUGAAAUCAAACAAUGUUUGGAAACUAGUUGAAAUUUCUCAUGGUCAUAAAGCUAUUCGAAACAAAUGGGUUCUCAAUAUUAAGCGAAAGGCUGAUGGAACAAUAGAGAGGUAUAAGGCUCGACUAGUGGCAAAGGGUUAUAAUCAAUAA
Messenger RNA from Zingiber officinale, 888 nucleotides. RefSeq lists its product as uncharacterized. The transcript has 2 exons. The record is from RefSeq and is a predicted model, not a curated record. Lineage: Eukaryota; Viridiplantae; Streptophyta; Magnoliopsida; Zingiberales; Zingiberaceae. Bases 1 to 888 code for a protein of 295 amino acids.